Molecule: messenger RNA, 1793 nt
Organism: Onychomys torridus (southern grasshopper mouse)
Lineage: Eukaryota; Metazoa; Chordata; Mammalia; Rodentia; Cricetidae
Gene: Tubb1
Product: tubulin beta 1 class VI
Exons: 4
Coding region: 13-1371 (452 amino acids)
Biological process (GO): microtubule cytoskeleton organization; mitotic cell cycle
Cellular component (GO): microtubule; cytoplasm
Molecular function (GO): GTP binding; GTPase activity; structural constituent of cytoskeleton
Source: RefSeq, a predicted model, not a curated record
UUCAAGGCUAGGAUGCGGGAAAUCGUGCACAUUCAGAUUGGCCAGUGUGGCAACCAAAUCGGAUCCAAGUUCUGGGAGGUUAUCGGAGAAGAACAUGGGAUUGACUGCACUGGGAGUGACCGUGGGGCUUCUGCUCUGCAACUGGAGAGGAUCAGCGUGUACUACAACGAAGCCUACGGUAAGAAGUAUGUGCCCCGAGCUGUGCUUGUGGACCUGGAACCCGGGACGAUGGACAGCAUCCGAUCCAGCAGAUUAGGAGCUCUCUUUCAGCCUGACAGUUUUGUUCAUGGUAACUCAGGAGCUGGUAACAACUGGGCCAAGGGCCACUACACAGAGGGAGCAGAGCUGAUCGAGAAUGUCAUGGAUGUGGUGAGGAGGGAGAGCGAGAGCUGCGACUGCCUGCAGGGUUUCCAGAUCGUGCACUCUCUGGGUGGGGGUACUGGCUCAGGCAUGGGCACUUUGCUCAUGAACAAGAUCAGAGAGGAAUACCCAGAUCGGAUCCUGAAUUCCUUUAGCGUCAUGCCAUCUCCCAAGGUGUCAGACACGGUGGUAGAGCCCUACAAUGCCGUGCUGUCUAUUCACCAGCUGAUUGAGAACACAGAUGCCUGUUUCUGCAUCGACAAUGAGGCACUCUAUGAUAUUUGCUUCCGCACCCUGAGGCUGACGACACCCACCUAUGGGGAUCUCAACCACCUGGUGUCCUUGACCAUGAGUGGCAUCACUACCUCACUACGCUUUCCUGGCCAGCUCAAUGCAGACCUGCGCAAGCUGGCAGUGAAUAUGGUGCCCUUUCCACGUCUUCACUUCUUUAUGCCUGGCUUCGCUCCACUCACGGCCCAGGGGAGCCAGCAGUACCGAGCCCUCUCAGUGGCUGAGCUCACCCAACAGAUGUUUGAUGCCCGCAACAUCAUGGCUGCCUGUGAUCCUCGCCGGGGUCGCUACCUGACUGUGGCCUGUAUCUUCCGGGGUAAGAUGUCCACUAAGGAAGUGGACCAACAGCUGCUGUCCGUGCAGACAAGGAAUAGCAACUGCUUCGUGGAAUGGAUUCCCAACAAUGUCAAGGUGGCCGUGUGUGACAUCCCACCCCGGGGGCUGAACAUGGCAGCUACCUUCCUAGGUAACAAUACAGCUAUCCAAGAGCUCUUCACCAGGGUGUCUGAGCACUUCUCAGCCAUGUUCAGAAGGAGAGCUUUUGUGCACUGGUACACAAGCGAAGGGAUGGAUGUAAGUGAAUUUGGGGAAGCUGAAGGUGACAUCCACGACCUGGUGUCUGAGUACCAACAAUUUCAAGAUGUCAAAGCAGAGCUGGAGGAAGGUGAAGACGACAGGGAAGAGGAGGCAGAAACAGAGACAGAAGAUAAAGAGCAUUAGCCAGGAGAGAAGCUAAAGGGCAGCCAUUUUCAGAAAUUUCUCCAAAGAUUGUCCUGAAGUCCUUGGCACAGCCAAGGGGUGGGAUUACAGGUGUAUGUGGUGAUGAUGGUUGGGAGUGGCAAGACCUUUACCCACAGUUACUAGCCAGGGCUCAACAGCCAUUGCAUGAUUUUUCUUCUUCUUUUUAAAUAGCAAGUAAAUCUACUGUAGUGAGCCCCAUUUAGUUUUCACUAACUGUAGGUAGACAUCCAGAUGAAGUGUGUGAGUUUGCCAGGAGUCCUUUGCAGCUGAUGGCCCCUCUUCAACCCUUUAGCAUUGCUGGGUACCAGUAACUAGAGCAGCUAAGAAGCCUCACUGGGUCCCUCUUUCACAAAGCCAGCAAAGCCGGGUGUCUGAAGAGUGUGUGGGAGGUUCAGGGCCAA